AGUUCGACGGGGCCACCGACCGAGAACGGGCUCCAACGCGUUGCGGACCGUGCACCACGUUCCGAAAGCCGACGCGAGAGGUCAAGGAUGACAUAUAAGUGCCGAAACGUCGACCGAGAGACACAGUUCGCGGGACGCCCAUUCAUCUCGGCACCUGGUGCACUAUUACAGGCGCCGUAGGACGUCACGUCGUUAUCUAGGUGCGUGGAGAAAGUGAUAACGUCCUCCGCGUGUGAAUCCGCGAGACUGCUUCAUUCAGUCGAUCUCUUGACCCCGGUUCAGAGAUAAACCUCGGCGAGAUACGCGGGGCUCGGUUUCGUAGUGUUCUGUGUGAGGGAUUGGCACCGGACUUGCUAGAAAACAAACACGGAGGAUAUCUGCUGCGGUUCAGUCGGUGGUUUGGCAGAGGACUGUUUUUUUUUUUUCAACGCGGUCGGAAUAAUUGCAUUAGCUUCAAAAAAACGCUUCACACUCGAAGUAGUUCAAAUGAACCGAGAAUUCUUACCGCUAGUCUUAGUUUUCAAGCGUGCCUAGUACAACUAGUGCCUAGUAGUUUGAUGUUCCGAACGCGAUGAAGUGAUGGAUCGCGCAGCGACGGCCUCCAGGACUGCCAACUGACGAUAAUGGCAAGGAGAAAACGCCUGCUGAAGCUCAUCCUAGGCAUUCUCAUAGGGAUCUUCACGUCGCACCUGUUCACCUCCACCAAGCUGGCCACCUUCGACAUGUGCUACUCUCGCGAAAGAAAACACAUCACUCCCGUCCAGCUGAUCCGCGAGGAGGACGCCCGGGCCUCCAACAAGAACCUCCUCUUCGUCGGCGUGAUGACGGCGGCUAAGUACCUGGACUCGCGCGCCAAGGCUGUUUACGACACGUGGGGCAGGGAGGUGCCGGGCAAGGUGAUGUUCUACAGUUCGGAGUUCUCGUAUAGCGAGCACGUGCCCCUGGUGCCGCUGGACGGCGUCGACGACGGGUAUCCGCCGCAGAAGAAGUCCUUCAUGAUGCUGAAGCACAUGCACGACCACUACGUCGACCAGUACGAAUGGUUCCUGAGAGCCGACGACGACGUCUACAUCCGGCCCGACAGACUGGAGGACCUUCUCCGCUCCGUCGACAGCAAAAAACCAUGGUUCAUAGGGCAAACGGGGCGGGGGAACAGCGAGGAGUUCGGCCUGCUGUCCCUGGAGACCGACGAGAACUUCUGCAUGGGCGGGCCGGGCGUGAUCUUCAGCAGGGAGACGCUGAAGAGGAUAGCGCCCCACGUGGAAGACUGUCUGGAGCACCUGUACACCACCCACGAGGACGUGGAGCUGGGCAGAUGCGUGAGGAGGUUCGCCGGGAUAUCCUGCACGUGGUCCUAUGAGAUGCAAGUCAUCCUCUACCACAACCAGAGCGGGGAGAACGCCUUCACGGGGGACCUGAAGCAGAAGGAAGUCCACCGUGCCAUCACCAUGCACCCGGUGAAGCAGCCGCAGUACAUGUAUCGGCUGCACAGAUAUGUCAAGGGUUUGAAAAUUCAGAACGACCAGCAGGAGAGCAUCCUGCUGCACCGAGACAUCGCUCUGUCUAUGCAGGAACUGGGAUACCGUGUCAGUAGACUAGAUUUCGCCGAACUCGUGAAAGGCCUGCCGCUGUUUCCUAUACACCGUGGAGCCGAUGGCUAUCUUGGUGACACCAAUGUCUUGGAUAAAUCCUAA
Anoplophora glabripennis (Asian longhorned beetle) is the source of this 1694-nucleotide messenger RNA. RefSeq names its product chondroitin sulfate synthase 1. The coding region runs from base 624 to 1694 and encodes 356 amino acids. Gene Ontology annotation, cellular component: Golgi cisterna membrane. Gene Ontology annotation, molecular function: glucuronosyl-N-acetylgalactosaminyl-proteoglycan 4-beta-N-acetylgalactosaminyltransferase activity. NCBI's taxonomy places the organism in Eukaryota, Metazoa, Arthropoda, Insecta, Coleoptera, Cerambycidae. The record is from RefSeq and is a predicted model, not a curated record. The transcript is spliced from 6 exons.